AACUACCUUGGAAUUGCCAGCAGCGAGACGCCAUGACGCCCGCCGCCAAACAACGGCGAUCUCACUCAUCAGUUGCCGAGCAUUCACCUCUUUUCCUUCUACAUCCACCUCUUCUUUUCUGUCCUCUGUAGUCCUCCUUUCCCCGCGGCGUGCCUCCACCACGCGCGCUUUCUGAAACACCCUCCACGUCGCCCUGGCAGCUCUCCCUAUGCGCCGAGAUUGAGCGCUCACCUCGAGAAUCUCCAUGCCAACCUCGUUUCCUCCAACACACCACACCAUGGCACGCCGUUCACGAUCCUCGCGCGAAUACACGCAAGAACCGAAAUCAGAAGCUACCGUGCCGCCGCACUCGUCGUCAGGGCAUCGUGGCAUGCACCUCCCGCGAUUCAACCACAAUGGACACGAAGUAACGCCGGGCAUCGAGCCUGAGGGCGAGAGUGGCAGGAGAGGCAUACACCCGCUCAAGUUCUUGAAGAUAUGCUUUCGGAGUACGAGCACCAUGUCCAUGUUGGUUAACGUGCUUUGGCCCCUUGUCCCUGUAGCAAUUGCUCUGCACUUCGCCCGCCCGGAAUGGCACUUAGCCAUCUUCAUCACCAACUACAUCGCCAUGGUUCCCGCUGCCAACAUGGUCGGCUUCGCUGGUUCAGAGCUCGCGCGUAAACUGCCCAAGGUGUUCGGAGUAAUCCUGGAGACAACAUUCGGCUCCGUCGUCGAGAUUGUGCUGUUCAUGGUGUUGCUCAAGACCUCCACCGGUGAUUCCAACGUUCCGGUUAUUCGUGCUGCUAUCUUGGGUUCCAUUUUGGCAAACAUGCUCCUGUGCCUGGGCUUCUGCUUCUUCGCUGGCGGUCUCAAGCGGAGCGAUCAAGAAUUUCACCCGGCUAUUUCCGAGGCAGGCAGCGGAUUGAUGUUGGUCGCUGGAAUGGGUCUUGUGCUCCCCACCGCCUAUUCCGUCGCUGUGUCUGGCAGGACUGAUCUCACUAUUACCGACGGCGAGAUUCCCGGCUUCACUCAGAAGAUCUCCCGCGCCACUGCCAUCAUUCUGCUCUGCGCCUAUAUUGUCUUUAUUUUCUACCAGAUGAAAUCGCACGACAACCUCUACGGCGAGAUCUUCGAGGCAGACGAGCACAGGGACAAGGACCGCCAUAAGGAGCUGGCGAAGCCGAAGCUCACGCUGACCGAAUGCGUCGUCGCUCUGAUCAUUUCGCUCGCCUGUGUCACGCUCAUCGCCGUUUUCCUGGUCUUGGAGAUUCCCUUUAUGGUUGAGGAGCGACAUGUCAGUGAUGCCUUUGUUGGUCUGAUUCUCAUCCCGCUUGUGGAGAAAGCAGCUGAGCAUCUCUUGGCCAUCGAUGAAGCCUAUGAUAACCAGAUGAACCUGGCGCUUGCCCACGUUCUUGGUGCCUCCAUCCAGACCGCCCUGCUCAACACCCCGCUUGUCGUCCUCGUCGGCUGGGGUAUCGGCGUUGGCAUGGACAUGAACUUCGAGAUCUUCGACGCGGUUGCGCUUAUCCUGGCUAUCCUCGUCGUCGGAUCGUUCCUUCGUGACGGCAAGUCGAAUUACCUCGAAGGCGUGCUUUGCAUCUUCGUCUACAUUAUCAUUGCUAUCUCAGCCUACUUCUACCCUAACCCGGCUGGACAUGGAGCGGCUGAGGGAGGCGAGGGAGGACAUUAGAGGGGAUGCUUGACAUAUUGCCAACAUCAAAGGGAGAGAAGAGCGAGUGCAAUUCAAUCUUCUCAAAACGAUGUGGAGACUGGAGGCAAGGUAUGAGGUCUGUGAGUGUACAAAUUUGCAUUACUGGCACGAAGCGAGCAUCUGCGAUGCGGCACUUCUUUAGUUGUUUCUUUGUCUGUAUUUCAGCGAGCGAGAGAUACCGGAUUUAAUGGCCUCAAUGAGAACUGCA
This is a messenger RNA of Trematosphaeria pertusa, 1898 nucleotides long. RefSeq lists its product as uncharacterized. NCBI's taxonomy places the organism in Eukaryota, Fungi, Ascomycota, Dothideomycetes, Pleosporales, Trematosphaeriaceae. Gene Ontology annotation, biological process: calcium ion transmembrane transport; intracellular calcium ion homeostasis. Gene Ontology annotation, cellular component: fungal-type vacuole membrane. The transcript has 4 exons. The record is from RefSeq and is a predicted model, not a curated record. Gene Ontology annotation, molecular function: calcium:proton antiporter activity. Bases 278 to 1669 code for a protein of 463 amino acids.